This is a messenger RNA of Fonsecaea erecta, 501 nucleotides long. RefSeq lists its product as hypothetical. The record is from RefSeq and is a predicted model, not a curated record. The coding region runs from base 1 to 501 and encodes 166 amino acids. The transcript has a single exon. Lineage: Eukaryota; Fungi; Ascomycota; Eurotiomycetes; Chaetothyriales; Herpotrichiellaceae.
AUGGCGCCACUCAACCUCUACGACACGACCAUCAUCCCCAUCGUCCGCACGCUUCGCAACCUCUCCAGCCUCCUCAAGAAGGGAGAAACCUUUGCCGACGCCAAGGGCAUUCCACACUCGGAGCUCAUUGAGGCUCGCAUCGCUCCCGAUAUGGCCGCGCUUCCCUUCCAGGUCCAGACCUGCUCCAACACGGCCAAGUUCCUAGCGGUCCGCGUCGCCGGGGUGGAAAAUGUCCCGUGGGAGGACAACGAGAAGACCUUUGACGAACUGCAGGCGCGCAUCACCAAGACAAUCGAUUUCCUGAACGCCGUCAAGCGGGAGGAUUUCGAGGGCAAGGAGGCCAACCACGAGAUCACGUUCCAGGGCAUGAAGCUGACCGGGCUGGACUAUGUCAAUGGCUUUGCCCUGCCGAAUUUCUACUUCCACGCUGUGACGGCAUAUGAUAUCUUGAGGAUGAAGGGUGUGGAGAUUGGGAAGAAGGACUGGCUGGGCGCAAAUUGA